Amoebophrya sp. A120 is the source of this 6067-nucleotide messenger RNA. NCBI's taxonomy places the organism in Eukaryota, Dinophyceae, Syndiniales, Amoebophryaceae. The record is from the annotation of a GenBank genome assembly.
GCAUGAAUUACGUAUUACAUCGGUUUCAUCUACUAAAAUGCCGACGAAAUGAUUCUGUGACAGAUCUUUGGAAAGUUUGGAUCUGUCGGUCAGAAUGAAUGUGUGGAAAAAUUCUAUCGGUUUCUAGAUUGAAAAUGCCGAGAUUCGGUCCCAGAUCUUGAGAAAAUUUGGAUCCGUCCUCCGUCAGAAUGUGUGAAAAAAAGAAAUUCCGGAUUUGGAUGUGUCUGAAGCAUGAUCGCAAAAAAUUCGCGAUUCAAUCGCAAAUCGGAAAAUCUGUAAGGGGUGUCCUGCCCAUCCCCAUGAGGAUGUCGCCUGAUUUUUGUCAUUUCCAUUUGAUUUUCGAAAAAAAAAAUAUCCAGGGCCGAUAUUGUUCGGUUUCUUUGAAGCAAGCGCUUUUCUUUUGCUACUAAGUCGACAUCAACCUUGUAUAUUGUUUAUCUUUACGACAGUUAUUCAUUCUUCUUCUUUCUGCGCUUGUUUCUGAUUCUGUCAGUCAGUAUUGCGGUCAUAAUUUUCUAAGAGAGGUGAUAGCCAAAGUCAAGGGAAGAACGCACAGGCAAUUGCAUCGUUCCUUGUCUAUUUCUGGAUUUCCAGACAGAUUCCCUUUGUUUUAACAUUUGUUCUUCUGCAAAACUUUUGGGAGAAAUCUUUAUCUACUUCCAUCUAAUUCAAAACCUAUCUCGAGAACUGUCACCGAAAAAAAAUAUGGCAGUGUUGAAUUUGGAAGCAUCUUCGUGCUCGGCGUCGUGGCGAAGUAGAGGCAGAUCCUUCACCCUCCUUCUGGCAAGUUGCGCGGUUACUUACGCGAGUGGGUCGUCGUCUCCUCUUGGCGGUCCACCUCUUGCCGACGGCGCGGAUGGUGAAGAACCACAGGGGGUACUAGAAGAUCAUGCUCAUCAGGCGCGAAAACGAAAUAACAACGCCAGGUUUUGGGAACAGUUGCGGGAGGGUGGUAUCUUUUUCGACUUCGAGACGAUGUACAGUAGAAAAGGCAGCGAGCGAAAGGACACGCCGUUGACACAUAUCGCUGCGUUUCUGCUGGACCGCAAUACCCAGAUACGAUCGCCCAAAGCGAAAGAAGAUGCUGGGCUGCUACAACUGCCGACGGCUGGAUUUCGACGGGGAGCAGAGGCAGCCGGCUGGGACGGGGAAGAGCUGCCAGACACCUUAUGAACUGCAAAAGUACAACUUAUCGUACUCGUAUAAAUGCAUUACAAAUUUCCUCAGCAUGAGAAAUAAGAUUUUGUAAUGCGGAUUUGCCUUAGGAAAAAGAUUUGUAUAUGCAUGAGUGUAAUACGAGUGCGAUACUUGUUUUGCACAGGAUACACCUACCGGCGCGAGAAUUGGCAGCGAGAGUUCGACGUGAUCGUGUCGCUGCCCCACGUGCGGUAUGACAGUACACAACUCCCCCUCCCCCUCAUUUGUCAUGUAAAAUAUCCAAUCCACCCUUUGCCUCUUGGCACUUUUUGCAUGACCACAAGCUCUGGUAGCCCAAAUAGCACUGCACUCCAGUGCAGAUUUGCCAUGCAAAACCGGCACUCUUGCUGAUGCUUGUAUUGCCGUUCAUGCUAUACAAGUGAGGGGGAGGGGGAGUUGUGCACUGUCAUAUGCGGAAGCGGGUGUCUUUCAACGCGGCAGUAGACGGGGGCCCGUUUGAGAAGUGCAUCUUUCUUGGACGGAAAAACUGGGCGGGAAAACCUGGGGAUGAUCCAAAUCUGUGGUCCUCGCGGGAACUGGUGCCGCGUGAAGGUCUGCAAAGUGUUCCAGCAGGACCAAACGAUAAAUUUCUGUUCCUCCCGCAAGCACCUGCGCGCUUGAGAACUGAUUUUGGCAGGGAGUCCGCGGAAGUAAAUGUAUACAACGAAUGGUGCGGGGCCGUGUUGUAUAACGGACUGCAGGCAAUGGUGCAGAAGUACACCGAUCAGCGGCGGAGAGACAUCCUGACCACGUUGGACGAAAUCAGUGUGAAAAUGGUGGAGGGUGAAGCUGGAGGUGCAGCUGGAGCCGCGGGGGCCGGCAGUGAAGCUGCUGGAGGUGCUCUCGCAGGUACUUCUUACUACAGCUGCUUGUCGGUGGAUAAGUACACUUGUAGUUGCUCUUUGCUGUUUGUUCACCAUUUUGUUUCAUUUUUUUUUGAUCACAGAUAUAAAUUAGAGGCCUCAUGGUCAUGAUCAUGAUCUCUCUGGUCGUGCUCAUGCUCCUUAUGGCAAUGCAAUACUUGGUGAUAACGAAGAGUGGUCCUCUUGAUGUCGUUGUCCUAGCUACUUCCCAAUCUUCGAUUGAACUGUGGUCCUCGAACAAGUGAUUGGGUUUCUAGUAAAAAUGUCCUGCUUCUCUUCUACCUUUAUAUUUAUUUUACAGGUGCAGGUCCAGAGCCAGACGGGGGCGCAGUGGCAGCUGCAGGAGCUGCAGGAGGAGCAGCUGCAGCUGCGGCGCCCGCAGCACCACCAGCUGCAGGAGCGAAAGAGCAGCCGAAAGAGUUCCUUUACGAGAUCACAGUAACGUACUCCGAACGAUACGCACCAGGAGAGACAGCAGAACCGGGCGUUCUGACGGGGCAGGACGAUGAACAGAGUAUUGUGGGGAGGACUUUGGACUGGCAGUUCGCGCGGCUUGCGGAACAGGAACAUGACGACCCUGCCAACAUUUUUACCGCACCAGGAGAACAACAUGAACAACGCUGGCCUGUACCUGCUGAACAGAGGAAGGCAUUUCACGAGCUGCUAGACGAUUACCUAAACGGGAACAACAGAUUUGUGAAAUACAUGCGCCGGUGGGCGGCCGAACGAGGAGAAGGAAGAGGCCGCUCGCCCGAAAUCGUGGAAGACCUCGUAAGCGACGACCGUGGUUGGUGGUGGGUCGAGGCAGAGGCGGAGGCCGAGCCGGCGGCCGCUGCCGCUGCUGCGCCCGGUGGAGCCGUAGGGGCGGGCGGAGCCGCUGGAGCUAGCGGGGCACCACCAGCAGGCGCACCCGCAGGCGGAGUUGUCGCAGAUAUUCAUUUCGUAGCUACUCCACCGAGAAAACGGCGCCGGCGGGAGAUUCGUGGACCUGCAAAUACUGGUGGUGCCGCAGCACCGCAUCAGUCGGAUCGCACCGAGGCGCUGUGGUUGAAUGCCGGUCCCGACGAGACGCCGACCCCGGGCCGCGGUCGUACUACCCCGCGUGACGUCCGUGCGUCCCGAACGCGUCCUGGGAGUCGCCCUGCGCCCGACGAGGAGCGUCGUCUCGAUCCCAGGAAGAUGCGCCUCAAGGCAGCUCGCAGGGUGCAACAGGCAAAGACAAAGGAAGCUCUGAGAGAAGAAUUCAAAUUUUUGAACACGGACGUCCAGCGGUCCGUCCACAGUUGGAAAAAUGUCUGGGGCAUCCGCAAAGGCGCAGCACCCGGCGAGUACGCCUCCGAGGACGCCCUCCGGGCGGAGAUCACCGAGCGCCUGAUUCGAAGCCACGUGGCCUGGCAUGGCGGGUAUGCUCACGACCUCCCUGCUCCAGCAGGAGGGGGAGCAGCAGCAGCUGCACCUGGAGGAGCUGCUGUUCAUCUCGCAGCGGCAGCCGGCGCACCUCCUCCUCCGGGAGCAGCUGCAGCCGCAGGCGUGGUUGACGUGGACCCGGCUGCGGGGAUAAAGAUAAAACCGCCGCAGCGCGCUUUUGUUCCCGUCAACGCGGCGGGUGUACCAUCUGGCCCGGAGCUUCGGGUGUACGAUCUGGCCGAGCUGGCGCGCUACCAAGACGAGUUAUCAAGGUGAAAAAUUUCUCCACGACCCCCGAACUUGGGAGCAUUUGUAUUGCAAAAGACACCAGCAAGAGUGGCGCUUGUCAUGCAAGCGAUGCGAUACACAUACACGCCUAGACUCAUCUGCAUCAGAAAGAUAAAGGAAAAGACUCGUACUUCUUUCAUGCAUGACAAAAAGUUUGCAUUAGGUUUUGGAAACUUCGCAUCACAAGUUUUCGUGACUUUGGUGGUCGUGGGGGCAUUUUUCACUGUAAUACGAGUUUCGCAACGUUUUUAAAUACGAGCCCGCCAUACCCGAGGAACACGCUGCCAAGUACAUGGCCGCAUGGCUCGUGCACGUCAAAGAGUUUGAGUUUGAGCCGAUGCAGACCGAAAGAACUGGUACAGCUGGUCGGGACGUCAAGAAGUUGAAUAUUUUCGCUCACAAUGGGGACUCGUUCGAUUAUCCAAUUCUGUGCCAAAUCUUCCGGAAGCACGUGGCGCAUCUCUUUCUGAACAUCAGCGGAGGAGCUUCUACUUCUACGGGUGGAGCAGCAAACUACCACACAAACCUCCUGGCCAGCAUCUGCGAACGACACGACGGGGCCAAGGAGGGACCAACAGGUGGGGUGGCUGCAGAUGGCACCAUUCCCUCGCCCGCUAGCGGAGAUGGAGACGUCGAGGUUUUUUCUGCCCUGCCGCCCAUUGUGCCAACCACAUUGCGUCUCCCAAUCGGUGGCUUUAAUUCUUCGCCGCUCUUUGUAGUCGGCUACAGCUCGAAAAAGCCACCAUCAAGUCGAGGGCUGACCACGCCGCAAAGAGUUGACUUGCCCAGCGAUAAGCCCGGUGGAACGAGGGGCAAUCGUAGGGAACUGCACUUGCUCUUGCAGGAGAAUGAUAGUUCAACAACCGCUGGCCGUGCGGCUCCGAUCGGAGCGGCGAGUAGUUCUAGUUCGGGAGAGUUGGUCGCUGGUCGUCCUUCCGUUCGCCCUCCACGGACAUUUGAGUUCAUGCUGCUCGAUACGCUGAAGGCGAUCAAGGCAGCGCUGGGAGCUGGCCUGUUUGAGCACGCCCCCGGUAAUGACGAGUACCUCCGCACGGGCCUUCGAAGCAAAGACCGCAUUCCGAUCUCUGGAGCGGUUGUCACCGCACUGACGCAGGUUUUUCUGCAAUUGAUGUAUUCUGUUUCGAGGCUGCAGGACCCGGACACUCCCAAUGUGCUGAGCAAGGCUGACGCAAAGCUGUACGCCAAGUGGAAAGCGAUCGGCAAAGCCGCCGGAGUGGGAGGGCAUGGGCUUACGGUGCAACAUGCUCAUAAUGUAUUCCACCCAGCAGUGGUUCCCGGCAACGGAAGCAGUGCCGUGCUUACCGCCGCGGAAUUAGGUCGACUGAAAAGCUACUUUCAAUAUGAUCCAGCAGGAGCAGACGCAAAAAUGCUGUUGAAUACCAAUGACGCGGUUCGAGAUUUCGAAACUUUACUGUUGAAGAUCCAAGACCGCGAGCCCGAGAUCGGGAAGGUAAUCAAAAAACUUCUGCCCCCACAGAAAAUCGACCAGGCCACCGGUGAGCCCGAGGCGGAAAGGCAUAAGAUGAAGUUUUUGCCCGCAACCAAAGAAGAGUACUACGAUCAGAGUCAGGCUUUCAAGACCCUGGUUGCAACCGCCGCCAAGGGGGAAAAAACUCCGCAGGAAGAAUUACAAGAACGUCUGAAAAAAGCGCAGCCAGGGGCGAAAGCAAAGCCGAAGGCGAAAGCCGCGGCGGAGAAAAAAGAGAAGAAUGUGUACGCGAGCUUGUACCGAGGCUUGACUACCGUGGUCAGCGCUAGCGCCAAAAAUGACGACCUGGAUUGGAGUGAGGGGACUUUGUGCCAGAAUUACGAUAUCCAGUUCAUGUUUCCCGGGCAGCACACCGCCUUCGCCGACAGCGUCGCGCUCGCGCAGGUGUUUUACCAGUUACUUAUAAAAAAGAGGGCGCCUGCAGUGCCGCGCCGGUACCUGAACUGGGGCGAAGCUCACGGCCCCCUGCUCGCCAAACGGGAGAUUGACGUGGUGCCCAGGGCAGAUGGGGAACUAUUGACGGCAGCUGAGCGGGUGCUCGAGCAUGAGCGAUUAGAGACCGUGGCGCAAAACAAGGCAGAGCCGGACCGCGUGAAACGUGAGGAGAGGGUUAUCAACAGUCGGUUGAAAGAAGAACACCUGCGGAUCAAGCAGGAAAACAAGGCAGAGGCGGUCCGCAUGAAACGUGCGGAGAGGGAUAUCACCAGGAGGUUUAAAGCAGAACGACUGCGGAUCGAGCAGGAGGAAAAAGACAGACGAGCAGAAGCUCUGGAGAGACAAGCCGCGGAGGACAGGGAAAUAA